AAACUGGGCAGCAUUUCAAUUCGAGCCCCCGUUUGGAGCGUUUCGAGCGUUUGGAGGAUCAGAUCCACGUUGCGUUUUGGCUUCAGCUACCAACAACUGUUAGGAAAUUACACACGCGCUGUCUCUCUCGCUCGCUCACUCGUUCGCUGGCCUAGCUCUGUGUGUGUGUUAAUAAUUUUAAAUAAUAUUACGAUUUUUCUGCGACUAAAGGUGCCGAGCCACCAGCAGGACGCUUCAGCGUCGUCGUCACCGUGUGCGUUGUGACCAAGAAAACGGAAAAUUUUUAAAUUGUUCUACAAAUACAUAUUGAGAAAAGAUAUAUAACUACAACUGCAACUGCGUCGUGCAUAAUCUUGUGAUAUAUUAUUUGCCCCUCCUUCUGCAAAACAACGAUCCCUGUGCAAUUCUCCGCAACAAAAAAUUAAUCAUAAUUAAUAAUAGUUCUGCAAAAGCAAGCAGAUAGAAGCCACAUAAAAAAUUGAAUAGAAUACAACUGUGAUUUAAACAAAACUCUGAGUUUUUGUUUUUCAAAUUUGUGCAAAUACCACAAAAGUCGAAAUAUUAAAAAAAAUCUACGGUUGCAACAAAAUCUGCCUGGAGAUUGCAGCAUAUCCACAGUCACGAAGCGAAAACUACAAGAGGAAGCCGCAGUCAGCCUGGAUAAUUGGACGAACUGAUUAACAAAACAGUUAAAGCAACAGUAAAAAUAUUAACGGCGACGAAUCAACACGCUUCCACACACACACACACCCACGACUGACAGAGUAGAGUGCAGGAAGGAAAGGAGCAGUCGGCUGCCGCUCAACAGUCAGCAGCAAACAAACGGAACUUCGCUGGGCGAAAGUGAAGAUAUAAAAAUAAUAAACAGCCAAGACACUCGCUCGCAAUUGCGCAGACAAAUAGAGGCACUGUAGCUUCAGCCAUGGAACGUGAAUCGAAUCCAAUGCAACCCAUGUGCCGCUCUGGUUGCGGCUUCUAUGGUAACCCAGCCACAGAUGGGCUCUGUUCGGUGUGCUACAAGGACUCGCUUAGAAAAAAGCAACAGCCACCUGUGAGCAGUACACCUGUCUCGGUUCCAAGCCCACAGCCUAGCCCCACAUUCAGUCCGGCCAUUGCAAUCACCAACACCGCACAGCCCACAGUUACCAGCUUACAACAGCCACACAAUGAUGUCAAAGAGAAAAUCAUCGUAGAAGCCGCCGCUGCUGCUGCUGCCAAAGUCAAUACUGAAGCCAUCACAUCGGCGACCGGUCCAAAUACUUCCACACAAGCAGCAGCCUCCGCCAACGAGGAGGAUGACAAGGACAAGGAAGAUGAUAAGGAUGCCAAAAAGAAGAAGAACCGAUGUGGCGAAUGCCGCAAAAAGGUUGGACUGACUGGUUUUCAAUGUCGCUGCGGCGGACUAUACUGCGCUGUGCAUCGUUAUUCUGAUAAACAUAACUGCACAUUCGAUUAUAGAGAGCACGGUGCACAGGAGAUUCGACGCAACAAUCCGGUUGUCGUUGGCGAGAAAAUUCAAAAGAUUUGAAUUUUGCGAGAUAUUGUGCCAGUAACAGUAAACAGUAACAGUAGCCGUAGAAUGAUAAUAACCACAAUCCCCCUACACAUAAUGAUAUAUAUAGUAUAUAAAAAUGCUAUGCUGUAACAAAAUCUACAAAAACCUACCACCACACACACACAAACACACCAUAUACACACACACACACACACGGAAGAGUAGUACUAUAAAAAAUUAAUGUAAUUAUAAUUGUAAAAGAAGCGAAAGGCGAGAGCCGAAAGCCAAACAAUAGUACAGAGAAGAGAAACGAUAACCAAAUACCACGCAUAAAGUACACCUGGAGCAACAACAAAAGAGGGAAGAGCAACAGCCCCGGGCGAUCAGGAUCGGCUCAUCUCAGUGAGGCAGGAGCAGUGCGAGCAGGGACUACGAAUUGAACCAGACACGUAGCAGCGCUAGCAGCAACAAAAGAAAUUCAACAACAGCCUCUGCACAAGAUCGAGUGCUUCUGCUGGAGCCAGACUUCGCCACGUCGUUUUGGAGCCCCUUUUGUUUUGCUCCACCAACAAAGAAAUACACCAUUUUGCAAAUUGUUUGUAUUUAGCAACAGCAACAGCAAAAACAUUCAACACUUGCAACAAAUAUGCAAUGACAGCAAUGCACACACACAAACAACAACAACAACAAGAACAACAACAAUUGUUUCAUGUUAUUGAAGAACGCAACAACAGCAACAACAGCCUUUUCAGACAAUGUGGGUCGAAUGUUUUUUGUAAUUUGUUGAAGUGUAUUAAAAAAAAUUUAAAAUAAUAAAAAACUAUAAAAAAAGAACAAGUACUAAGCAAAAUUCAAUUGCAAACCAAAAUCUAAAGAAAAAAGGAAGGAAAAUUCAAAGAACACAAAACACAUUCAAAAAAUUCAACAACCAACACACAACAACCAACUCUUUCUCAAUUCUUAAUUAUCAGCUACUAAAAAAACAGAAAAAAAACAACAAAUAUUAUAUAAUUAAAAUUAUUGUAUAUGUAUUAUAAAAAAGAAAACAAAGAAAAACAAAAAUAUUCAAAAUUUAAGCGUAAAAAAACAUAAAACCCUCAGAACACAAACAAAAAAAGUGUAAAAAAAAAACAAAAACCUGAAGAAGAGGAUGAACAUUUUGCUAAAAAUCCACGACCAUGCUAAAAACAUAUUUAGAGGAAAGAGAGCGAUAAUGUGCGAGAGAAGCGAGCGAGAAGGAAGGAAGGAAGAUAGAGAAAGAUGAGGAGCGCGUUAAAGUGUAAAGCAACUUGGAGCAUAAAAAACUCCCUAUACAUACAUAUAUAUAUAUAUAUAGAGAUAUAAUUAAUAAUUAUUAUAAUUAAUUAGUGAAUCAAAGCAGGCAAAUGCAGUGCAAGCGGCGUUUUUUCUUCGUUUUUACUACCAAUGGCCAACACCACUCCCCCCACACUUCCACUUCCACGCCCCCAAAACAAAAGUCUAACAUAAAAUUGAAUUGAUUUUGAUUUUUUCGAUGAAUUAUAUAUAUAUAUGAUGAUAUGCAUAAACGUAAACUAUAUCUACAACUAAUUCUACAUAUAUAUAUAGGGUAGGAUGUGUUUGUCGUCAAUCGCAUAGUUUUCUUUCACCAUGCAACACGAACAUACACCCCACACACACAUAUUCUACGAGUAUAUAUAUAUAUUUGUAGUAGGAAUUACCAAGAAAUCCGCUUAAAAACAAACAUAAAAAUGCAAAAAAUACAAUAAAUAUAUAUGGUUCGUCUUUAGGUUUUAUUGCUUUAAGCGUUAUUUAGUUUUUUCUUUGUUUAUAUUAAAACUUAAAACAAAACAAAAAAUACUUGCAUACACAACAACAAAAACAUAAGGAAACCCCCUUUUAAUCUUUGCUUUCUUCUUCAUUCUGUAGUACAUAAUUUACAAACAAAAAAAAAAAAACAAAAACCACUUUUAUUCAAAUCAAUUUUUACUAUUAUAUACAAAAAAUAAAUUUAAAUCUAGCGAUAAAUUGUGUUGUUAACCCCCUACGAAAACAAAGCAAAAUAUUUUGAGUAAAAACUAAACUUACACCAAUAACAAAACAAAAACAAAAAAAAUGGAAAUAUGCAAUAAAUUUUGAUUUUUCAAUUGAAAUUCUCCCCACGACCAACAGAUCCUAUAAUAUAUAGAUCCUAAUAUACAUACGUUUCUUGGCACACAAAGAACUGAGAAAAAAGAGCUCCGGCAGAAGAGCUCAUACCAUAAACAUCCUGAAAACUGAAGAGAUGUUAUGUCUUAUGAGCUUAUACAUAUGUAAAUAGGAUCACGCAGAUCAGUUCUAGCUAGAGGUGCACUCGGUUUUGGAGCAGCGCUUCUAUCUACUCAUUGAUCGAGGGAUCUGAUCUCUCUCUGGAGGGGAUUCUUAAGUUCGGUUCUAGGUAGGUUAUCCCGUAUCCCCUGAAAAGCGUUUCAAGUCAAGAAUAAUAGUUUCAACCACAACUGUACAAAAAAGAGCAACCUAUAAAACACCAACUUCAAUAUAAUUUUUAAAGAUGUAUAGAGACACGGUAAACUGCAAAGAAUUGUAAAUCGAAGAACAGCAAAAUGUCAUUUUAAAUAUAAUUUUCGCAACAAACGAUUUAACAAUUUACUCGUACGUACAUAUAUAAUUCAUAAUUUAAUUCAUUAAACAAAUUCUAUAAAAUUAAUUAGUAAAAUUGUAUGCAAACACAGACACAAAGAAGGGGAAUUUUGAGAAAAAAACAACUAUUAACUAAAACGAAUCAAAUUUACACAAUUUUAAAAUAGAAUUUUUACACUUACAAAAUUUUUAAAUUAUCUGAAAACCUAUUUCGAACCGCUCUUUUGUUUGUGCCUAGUUCUUAGUCUAUCAAAUUAUUAUAAUUUACACUGCUUUAGUUGAAUUUGUGUUUUUAAAGUGAAAGGCAAAUAAUUAUUAUACGCGUAAUAAAUUUUAAUUAUAAUUAACCAACGUUUACACUAGUAAUUCUUUAUUAUUAUUAUUAUCAUAAUUAUUAUUAUUAUUCUAAUUAUUAAAUAUGUUUUUUUUGUUUGUUGUGUGCACCUCUUAGUCACUUUUGCGCUUAUAAGCUUAACAAACAGUAACAAAAACGUAACACACCACCCGAUUACACCCCCAGAUCUUCCCGAUUUAACCUUUGACCUUUAACAUCUCCAUUUGUGUUAAAUCUUUUUGCAAUUGCUAGCCGAAUUUGAUUGAUUGUUUGAUUGAUUCUUUUGAGUGUUUUGUUGAGAGUAGAAUCGAAACGAAAUUAGUCGAUGUAAGCGUAUGAAUGGGAUAUACAACAGUGAACAGUUUGAAUAUGAAUUAUGAAUGGAAACCAAUAUCCAAUACUUUAUGCGGAACAUCUAUAUAUAUAUAUAUAUAUACUAUAUAUAUAAAUAUUGUACUAAUGUGUAACUGUAAUUAGAGGCGGUGAAUCGACGGGGUAGUACUCGGAGAAGCCGCAGCAGAGUGUGGGGUCUAAAACUGAACAUAUAAUUAACACAGAGAAAUGGUAAAGCUAGAAAAUCUAAAUAGAAAAUAGAUAUAUACAUAUACAUAUAUACGAGCCUCAGCCUCAGAUCUGGGCCUAUAUAUAAGAGCGAAAACUAUUUUAAUUAAACGUAAAACAAAUGCAUAACAAAUACAAUAAAAAAAAAACAUAGAUGAUACAAACAACAAAAACAAAAACAACCGCAAACAGCAACCACAAAAAACCAUUAAAAAGAUCAAGAAAUUAAUUGCGAAAAUUUAUAUAGCUAACUGGAUAUAAUGUUCAAUAAAUGGCAAUUAAAUUAUUUUGAAAAAAAAACCUGCAGAAAGUGAAUGUUUUAUUUGAAUUUCUUCCGUUUGCCUAACAACCAAUUUACCAAUUCGAAAAAAAAGAAAACCCCAGACCCGAAGCCAGGCCCAGGUGCUAAGUAGGAUAUAUAGAAAAGAUAUGGAGAGCGGGAGAGCUAGGGAGCUGGACAGGCGGAGAGAUGUGGAAGGAUGGGUUGCAUAGAGGUUUAUUUUUAUGACAGAUUAUGUGGGGGCCGGGCAGGAGGUUCGCUCUCUCGAUGCAAUAGUAAUAACCUAACUAAAGUCACAGCAAGUGUUCAAAAGCAAAACUCAGCAACUACCUAAAAACAAAACAAAACUCAACAAAACGAAAUAUUAUAAUGCAAGCAGUUUUGCGUGCUUACUUCUUUAUAGAGUCGUUUAUGUAAAUCGAAAACAAAACAAAAAACCUUCAUAACAAUAAUAAUUUAGAUAACAACAAAAGGAAUCACUUAAAACUUAAGUUGUAAUCAAGAUUGGCUUAGAAAAACACACACCAGACACACACACACACACAAAAUAAAAGAUACAAUAUUUGACAGAUUAUUCGCGAUGUGCUUAGAUCUUAAGGAGAAUCGAUAUGGAAAUAUAUAUAUAUAUAUAUAGAUAUAUAUACAAAAGAUAUAACAGUUGAAAUGGAUGAAGGUAGCAGCAGCAAUGUCAUGAAAUUAACAAAUGAAUAUAACUUAAGUUAAAAUGAGUAUAUAUAUAUAUAGACUAUAUAUCUGAUAAAUGAGAAAUUGCUAAAACUGAUAAACCUAAAAACUAAGUAAAAUUAAAAGAAAAAUACAAA
Drosophila pseudoobscura is the source of this 6110-nucleotide messenger RNA. RefSeq names its product doctor no (gene drn). The transcript has 5 exons. The record is from RefSeq and is a predicted model, not a curated record. NCBI's taxonomy places the organism in Eukaryota, Metazoa, Arthropoda, Insecta, Diptera, Drosophilidae. Gene Ontology annotation, molecular function: zinc ion binding; DNA binding. The coding region runs from base 923 to 1528 and encodes 201 amino acids.